GUAAGGCUCGAAAGUAUUGGAGCAGAAGAUAUUGUAGAUGGAAACCCUAGACUGAUUCUUGGUCUUAUUUGGACUAUUAUUCUUCGUUUCCAAAUCCAAGAAAUUGAAAUUGAUGUUGAUGAGGAAAAUGAAAGUAGUGAGAAAAAGUCAGCCAAAGAUGCUCUUCUUUUAUGGUGCCAAAGAAAAACAACUGGAUAUCCAGGUGUUGCUAUUCAAGACUUUACUGGAUCCUGGAGGAACGGUCUUGGGUUUAAUGCCUUAAUUCAUUCUCAUCGCCCAGAUCUUAUUGAAUUUACUUCCCUCCAGCCAGCAAAACACAUUGAAAAUUUGAAUAAUGCUUUUGAAACAGCUCACCAAGAAUUGGGUAUUCCAAAAUUACUCGAUGCUGAAGAUGUUGAUACUAAUCGUCCUGAUGAAAAGUCCAUAAUGACUUAUGUUGCAUCAUAUUACCACACUUUUGCGAGGAUGAAAAAUGAAAUGAAAAGUGGAAGAAGAAUAGCGAAUAUUGUGGGACAAAUGAUGGAGGCAGACAACAUGAAAAUACAUUAUGAAAAAUUGACUACCAACUUAUUAGAAUGGAUCAAACAAAAAGUUGCUCAGUUGGAAAAUCACAACUUUCCUAACUCAUUAGAAGGUAUUCAAAAAGAAUUGCUUGCCUUCAAACAAUAUAGAACCAUUGAAAAACCCCCAAAGUAUAAGGAGCGAAGUGAAAUUGAAGCUCUUUAUUUUCAUAUAAAUACUCAAUUAAAAUCUUUGAAUCAACCAGCUUAUAGCCCACCUGAUGGUCAGCUGAUUCAUGAUUUGGAGAGGGGAUGGGAGCUUUUGGAGGCGGCAGAACAUCGAAGGGAAGUAGCACUAAGGCAAGAACUGCUGCGCCAAGAAAGACUAGAACAGCUGAAUUAUAAUUUCGAAAGAAAAAGUGUCUUGCGAGAAGGAUUUCUAAAAGAAAUGAUUCAAGUUUUAUCCGAUCCACGAUAUGGCAGCAAUUUAGCUCAAGUGGAUGCCACAGUAAAAAAACAUGAAGCUAUUAGUGCAGACAUUAUGGCCAGGGAAGAAAGAUUUCAUGAUUUGACAAACAUGAGCGAAGAAUUGGUGAGAGAAAAUUAUCAUAGCCAUGAAAGAGUCAAGAAAAGGGAAACUGAAGUGCUUUCAAAGUGGAGAGAACUUUUGCUGUUACUUGACAAGCAUCGAGCUAACCUCAACACAAUGUGUACGCUCAUGUCCAUGCUCAGAGAAAUAGAUACUAUCAUGUCUACUAUCAAAGAUUUAGAGGCUAAUUUUCAAUCAGAAGAUGUGGGACCUCAUCUUCUUGGUGUCGAAGAUCUACUACAAAAACAUAGUUUAAUUGAAAUGCAAAUUACUGUUGCUAUGGGAGAAACAGUUAGAAAGUUGACUCGCCAAUGUCAGCAAUAUAUAUCUGCGGGCCAUAAAGAAUCGGCUCUUCUUCAAGCCAGCAUUGAUAGACUUAACAAAGCUUAUUCAAAUUUGCUGGAAAAGAGUAAAAUACGAAGAGAAAGAUUAGAAGAAGCAAGAAAUUUUUAUCAAUUUGUUCAAGACCAUGAAGAAGAGGAAGCAUGGUUAAUCGAAAAACAGAGAAUUUGUCAGGCUGGUAUAUCUGCUAAAGAUUUAAGAGCAGUUAUAAAUCUUCAACAGAAACAUAAGCUGCUACUCGAUGAAAUGAAGGUUAGAAGGCCUAAAUCAGAACAGAUUUGUGAAGUGGGAAGGCAGUUAGUGACUGAGAAACAUACGAGGUCCAAUGAUAUAGUUCUCAGGAUUCAAAGUUUACAGCAGCAUUGGCAAAAACUCACCGAUCUCACCUCCCAGAGAAUGAAACAACUUCAAGAUGCAUCUGAAGCUUAUCAGUUCUAUGCAGACGCCAAUGAAGCAGAAUCUUGGUUGAAUGAAUGCUUAGCCCUUGUUGGCACAAAUGAUUAUGGAGUUGAUGAACCGAGUGCCCAGGCUCUCCUUCAGAGGCAUAAAGACUUAGAAGGCGAGAUAAAUGCGUAUGCUGGUGAUAUUCAGAGCUUAAAUUCUCAAGCUGAAAAACUCAUACAGGCUGGAAUAUCUACCUUAGAAUUGUCAGCAGAACCAGAAGUUCUUGAGGUUGAAGGAGCCAUAGAAGAAUGGGUGAAUGAAACUCGUUUGACCCCAACAGAAGUAUGGGAGGAAGAACCAGUUGAGACCGUCGAACAUCGAACGGUGUUGGAGGAUAGAGCUGUACCUCAAGUGAAGGGCCUCUAUCCAUUUGUUGGUCAAGGGAUGGUCAUGGGCAAAGGAGAGGUGAUGUUUCUGUUAAGUAAAACAAAUCCUGAUUGGUGGAGUGUAAGAAAAGCUAAUGGACAAGAUGGAUUUGUUCCAGCUAACUAUGUCAAAGAAAUAGAACCAAAAAUAAUGCAGGUAUCUGUUCGAAAAGUUGAAAAAGUUCAAUCUAUGCAGAAGGUUCGAAAAACUAAAUUAAUUAAAACUGUUGUUCCUGUUAAGAAGAUAAUAGCUCCUAAACCAAAAGUACAAACUAAAAGGAAAUCAGUUGAUGAUAGUCAACAUGUCCAGAAAAGACAAAAGAAAAUUAAUGAUACUUAUAGUGAGCUGAAAGAAUUAGCUUUAAAAAGAAAAGCUUUAUUGGAAGACUCCAUUCGAUUGUUUGGAUUCUACAGAGAAUGUGAUGAUUUUGGUAAGUGGAUUAAAGACAAAGAAAAAAUGUUGAGAGCUGAAGAUAAGUCUGACAAUGUUGAAACAGCGAAAAGGAAGUUUGAGCAAUUUCUCACUGAUCUGUCUGCCAGUAGAAAACGGAUAGAAGCUUUAGAUAAUACUGUUGACAACUUUGUUAGACAGGGCCAUAGUCAACUUGAUAAAGUCAGGGCUCGUCAACAGCAAAUUCACCAACAAUGGGAACAUCUAAAUUGGCUUAAAAGCCAAAAAGAAAAGAGCUUAGAAGGAGCCUCUAGUGUUGAACUGUUUCACAGGACGUGUGAUGAAGCUAAAGAUUGGAUGCUUGAAAAGAUGACACAGUUAGAAACUGCUGAGGUAGGACCCGAUCUUAAGACAGUUCAAGCUUUACAGAGGAGGCAUGAAAAUCUUGAAAGAGAGCUCGCUCCAGUUGAAGAAAAAGUUAACAGAGUUAAUCAUCUUGCAAAUACUGUUAAAUCAUCUUACCCAAAUGAAAAAACUAGUGUGAACAGUCGUCAGAAAGAAGUAUUAGAUUUAUGGGAUAAAGUUAAGAAAAAAGCAACAGAGCGAAGAUCCAGGUUGGAGAGUGCUGUCGGCCAGCAAAUAUUUACAAACAGCUCUAAAAAUCUUCUGAAUUGGUUAACAACUGUGAAGGAAGCUCUUAAUGCCGAUGAAACAGCUAGGGAUGUUGCGACUGCCGAAAGUUUGUUAAAAAAACAUCAGGAAGAGCUUGCUGAUGAUAUAAAGGCUCACAAUGACGAGUUCAGAGAAGUUUCAGCACUUGGUCAUAAGCUGCUCCUUCAUAAUCCAGGAUUGACAGAUGUUAAAGAGAGGUUAGAUAGGCUUUCGACUGAGCAAGCUGCGGUUCAAAAAAGUUUUGCAGAAAAGGGUGAUUGGCUCAGGCAGUGUCUAGACCUCCAGUGUUUUAACCAAGAAGCUGACCACAUUGAUACAACCACAGCUAUCCAUGAAGCUUUCCUCGAAUUUACUGACUUAGGAGGUUCUGUGGAUGAUGUUCAAGCUCUUUUGAAAAGACAUGAUGAUUUCGAAAACACUCUAUUUGCUCAAGAUGAUAGACUAAAGGCAUUUAGUGAAAUAGCUGACAAAUUAAUAUCUGCAAAUCAUUAUGAUUCAAAAUAUAUUGAUGACAGAAGAAAGCAAGUGUUAGCUCGGCGUCAGAAGGUUAAAGAACUUUCUGCUAAAAGGAGAGCCGCCCUCGUAGCGUCCCGAAAUUUCCAUGACUUUGCUGCAGAUGUUGAUGAUCUCAGAGCUUGGCUUGCGGAAAAACUAAAAACUGCUGGAGAUGAAUCUUACAGAGACUUGAACAACAUUGAAAGAAAAUUACAAAAACAUGAGGCAUUUGAAAGAGAGUUGAGGGCAAACGAAAGACAAUUAAGAACAAUUAAUAAAAUAGGUGAAGGCCUUAUCAGUGGUGGUAACUAUCGCAGUCCUGAAGUUUCUCAACUUUUGAAAGAACUUAAUGCAAAAUGGGAAGUUUUAGUUAAGAGUUCUCUAGAAAAGAGUCAACGAUUAAGACAAGCUGUGGCUCAGCAUUCAUACAACAGAACUUUAGAAGACGCACGAGCUAAAUUGGCUGAAAUACAAUUAUCAUUGCAAUCCGAUCAACUUGGUUCUGAUUUGAGGAAUUGUAAACAGCUCCUGAAAAAUCACCAGGUUCUGGAAUCAGAUAUCUGCCAAUGGGAACAAAAGGUUAUGGAUUUAAAUGCCCAUGGGCAAGAAAUGAUCCAUGAAGGACAUUUUGAUGCAGAAAAUAUUUUGAAAGCCAGUAAGCACUGUCAGGAUAAAUUCAGUGCUUUGCAAGAACCAGCCAGGAAAAGAAGAGAAGCUUUAGAAGAAUCUUUAAGGUUCCACAAAUUUGGAUUUGAACUAGAAACUGAAUUAGGAUGGAUUAGGGAACAUCUUCCUUUAGCAUCAUCUGAAGCUCUCGGUAACAAUCUUUACCAAGCCCAAGCUUUAUAUAAAAAGCACAAGAAACUGGAGGCAGAAAUAGAAGGGCAUCAACCGAUGAUUGAUAAAACUCUUGCAUCUGGAAAAGCUUUAAUUCAUCAAAGUCACCCUGAAACCAAACAGGUUACUUCACUUUGUACUGGAUUGGAGGAUGCUUGGAAUGACUUGAAGUUAAAAGCUCAAGAACGAUCGCGUAAAUUAGAACUUUCUCUUAAAGGGCAACAAUAUUUUUCAGAAGCUAAUGAAGUUGAAAGUUGGUUUUCUGAAAAGAACAAUGUGUUAAGUUCUACUGACUUUGGGAGGGAUCGUGAUGCUGCAUCCAAACUUCUUACCAAACAUAAGGCUUUAGAGUUGGAGCUUGACACUUACAAUGGUAUUGUUAGCGAAAUGGGUCGCACUGCAAACAGCAUGGUAGCCUCCAAACAUCCGGAUUGCAAAGCGAUCGCUGCGAAACAAACUUCGAUUCAGCAGCAAAUGAGAACUUUACAAAAAUUAGCCAGUGCUAGACAGCAAAGGCUUGUUGAGAGUAUGUGCCGUCACGAAUAUAUAAGUGAAAGCGCUGAACUGGAGCAAUGGAUUAGAGAGCAAAUGCAGGUUGCAAGUCUUGAGGAUUAUGGUCAAGAUUAUGAGCAUUUACUUAAUCUUCAGAAAAAAUUUGAAGAUCUAAAGCAUCAUGUUGAAGCCGGUUUUGAUAGAUUCAACCAAUGCGAAGAAUUGGCCAAUAAACUUAUUUCAAACGAGAGUCCCUAUACCGAUGACAUAGAGAGCCGGCAGUAUAUGAUAAGAGACUAUUGGGACCAAUUAUUGAAUGCAAUUGAAAAAAGAGAAACACGACUGGCAGCAGCUGGUGAGAUCCAUAGAUUUAAUCGAGAUGUAGCAGAUGCCUUAUCAAGAAUAAGUGAUAAGAAAGCAGUACUUAGUGACGAUUUAGGACGUGAUCUAAAUUCAGCUUUGGCUCUAGUCAGAAGACAUGAAGGAUUCGAAAAUGAUCUUGUUGCUUUAGGUGACCGCCUACAGAUAUUGGUUGAUGAAGCUGAAAGAUUGAAAAUUGUCUACCCAGGAAAUAAUUCUGCUCAAAUUGAACAAAAGCAGCAAGCUCUUAUUCUGAGCUGGGAAGAUCUGAAGCAGAAAUCUGAAAUGCGAAAAAGAAUACUCCAGGCAAGCUGUGAUCAUCAAAGGUUCCUUUCACAGGUCCGUGAUUUGAUGAGCUGGGCUAGUGGUUUAAGAGCUGCCAUAUUAACUGAAGAAAAAGUGAGGGAUGCAGCAAGUGCUCAAAGUUUAAAGGCUGAACACCAGAGAUUUUUGGCUGAAAUUGAAGCCAGAGAAGAAAGCUUCCGGAACGUUAUGGAGCUUGGGGAAGAAAUGAUCCAAACUGAACACUAUGCCUCUCAAGAAAUCCAAGAAAAAUUCAAUCAACUUCUUGAAGAAAGGAAAAAACUCCAUACUGUGUGGCAGCAUAAAAAUGUCCACCUCGAUCAGCUUAUUGAUUUACACCUGUUUUUGAGAGAUGCAAAACAGAUAGACACCAUUUGCAACUCCCAAGAAGCUGCAUUAUCUAAUACUGAUUUUGGUGACUCAGUUGAUGAAGUUGCUGUAUUAGUAAAGAAGCAUGAUGCAUUUGAAAAACUUUUUGCCACUCAAGAAGACAAAGUAGCACUAUUAAAUGAGCAUGGUUCAAAAUUAUUAGCCCAGAAUCAUUUUGAAAGUGCAAUCAUUGCUAAAAGGUUGUCUGAAGUUACUCAACGCAGAAAUGCAAUAAGAGAGCUUUGUCACAUCCGGAGAAACAAACUUGAUAAUGCAUUAUUACAUGCGCAGUUCAAUAGAGAUGUUGCUGAGGCUGAAUCUUGGAUUGGAGAAAAGAAGAAGAAGUUAGAAGUUGAAGCUAAAGCUGAAGUUAGUAGUUUGGAAGACAAAAUAAAAAAAUUACAAAAACAUCAAGCUUUUCAGGCAGAAUUGGCGGUUAAUAAGGGUAGAAUAACUGCUAUACAAGAAAAAGGUCAAACGCUUCUUGCGAAAAAACAUAAAGCCUCAAGAGAAAUAGAAACUGCUUUGGAACACCUUAUAUCUUCAUGGAAUAGCCUGUUAAAGGAAAGUGAAAACAGGGGAAGAGGUUUGGAAGAGGCCCAAGAUAUAUUAGAAUUUAACAACCAGCUGGAGAAAAUUGAAGCAUGGAUUAGAGAUAAGGAGAUGAUGGUUCAAGCAGGAGAUAUGGGAAAAGACUAUGAACACUGUCUGGCAUUACAAAGAAAACUUGACGAUGUUGAUAGUGACAUGCGGGUUGACGAUAUGCGCAUUAAAGCCAUUAAUAAUUUGGCUGAUAAGCUUAUAAGGCAGGGACGAAGUGAUACACGUUCGGUGCAACAGAGGAGAGAUCAUUUCUAUAAUAAAUGGAAAGGUUUACAAGGUGCAUUGAGUGAGUACAGAGAACAUCUGGCCGGUGCUUUAGAAAUUCAUGCUUUCAAUAGAGAUGUAGAUGAUACUUCUCAAAGAGUUUCGGAAAAAGCGGUUGCUAUGACUACAGAUGAUACAGGACGUGAUUUGGUUGGUGUUGAACACUUAAAAAGAAAGCAGGAUGCAUUAGAACGGGACAUGACUGCUAUCGAGGGCAAACUUAAGGAGCAUGAUGUCGAGUGUAAGAGACUUGUAUCUAAGUAUCCAGACAUGUCUGCUCCCAUCAGGAGUAAAUUAACUGAAUUGCAAGAUAACUGGCGUGAACUGAUUUCUCUUGCAAGCACACGGCGAACUGUACUCGCUGCUGCUGCUGCUAGACAUAGGUUUGAAGCUGAUUUCCGAGAGCUCCAAGCAUGGGCUUUAGAAACAAUAGAAGGGAUGGCAUCAAGUGAAUUACCAACAAAUAUGGCAGAAGCCCAUACAAUGCUGGAGUUGCAUCAUGAGAAGAAGGCAGAGAUUGACGGACGUCAGGAGGCUUUCAAAUCUAUUAAGGAGGCCGGGCUUAAACUGAGCCCUCCUCGAGAAAAUGAAAUAACUAAACUAGAAGAACUGCGGAGGACGCUAGGCGCUGCUUGGGAAGAGAGGAGGCAGCGAUUGGAACAGGCACAACAACUACAGCAGUUCAGACAGCAAGCUGAUCAAGCUGACUCAUGGCUCGCCUCAAAGGAAGCUUUUCUUAAUAAUGAUGAUCUCGGGGACACUGUUGUUGGUGUCGAAGAGUUAUUACGCAAAACUGAAGCAUUUGAAAAAACUGUGCAAGCUCAGUUUGGAAGAGUUGAAGAAGUUGAAAAGUUGGGUAAAGAGCUCCUUUCUCGUGAACAUUAUGCAGCCUCUACAAUAUCUAAUAUUCUUCAAGCCUUGGUUUCACGUAGGGAUAAGUUAAUAGAAAGCACUGCGACAAGAAAGAGGCGACUCUUGGAAUCUAAGAAAUUACAUGAAUUUUUCAGAAAUGUAUAUGAGGUGGAGAGUUGGUUGCUUCAGAAACAGCAAGUCGCAGAUGAUGAAAAUUAUAGAGAUGCUAGUAAUCUUCAAAGCAAAAUUCAGAAGCAUAUCGCAUUUGAAGCUGAACUUAUUGCAAAUAAAAGCCGAGUAGGUGGCGUUUCUAAUGAAGGUGAAGCUCUCAUCAGGGAAGGCCAUUUUGCAAGUGAUGAGAUUCAAAGGAAACUGGAUGAACUAGAGUCUGAAUGGAGGCUUAUACAAGAGACCAGUGCAACUAAAAGGGAACGCCUCAACGAAGCUUACCAAGCCCUUCUUUUUAGUCGUACGUUAGAAGAAUUAGAAGCAUGGAUAGAUGAUGUUGAAGGACAGUUAACUAGUGAAGAUCAUGGAAAGGAUCUUGCAAGUGUUGCUAAUCUUCUUAAAAGGCACGCACUCCUUGAGAACAAUGUUACUGGACACCAGGAUGCAUUCAAUCAGUUAAAUGACACUGCAUCCACAUUCCAUAGGUCUAAUCAUUUCAUGAAAGAAGAAAUAAAAGAAAGAGCUCAAGCUGCAAUAGAUAGGUAUCGUUCGUUGCAAGAACCAAUGCAGAUAAGACGGGACAAUUUAGAAGAUGCUCUAUUGCUGUACCAGUUAUUGAGAGAUAUUGAAGAUGAAAUGCAAUGGCUUGAGGAAAAGGAACCACUCGCUGCUUCUGUUGACUUGGGAAACAGUCUAAACGCUGUUCAGAGUCUUCAGAAAAAACAUCAUGUUUUGGAAUCUGAAAUAAUGUCACGUGAGCAAGUAGUUAAUGCUCUUGGGAGCAGAGCUCAGCAGAUGGUGAGAAGCGGACAUUUUGCUAGUUCCAGGAUUGAAACAGCUCAUAGUGAUUUGCUUGAAAAACUGGCUAGAAUAAAACAAUUAGUAAAAGAGCGUAAACUUAAAUUGCUUGAUGCUGUGGAAUCACAAAUGUUUUAUGUUGAAGCAAGUGAAGCUGAAGCAUGGUUAAAAGAAAAGAGGCCUCUUCUUGUUUCAACAGAUUUUGGAAAAGAUGAAGAUUCAGUUCAAAGCCUUUUAAAGAAGUUAGAAGGUUUCAGCAGGGAAAUAACAGCUUUCAGGCAAACAGUCGGGCGACUUAGUAAUCUUAGUCAUGGUUUAGUUGAUCGAGGCCAUUUUGACUCUGAGAAGAUUUCCCAGAAACAAACUGACAUCGAAGAAGAAUUGAGGGAAAUAGAAAACCUGUGUAAAAAAAGAGAAUGGAACUUGCUUGAAAGUCGAAAGCUGUACCGGUUUUUAAGAGAAGCCGAGGAAGUCGCAGAAUGGAUUAGUGAUCAGACAGCAGUUGCAGCUUCUGAAGAUUAUGGUAGAGAUGUGGAGCAUGUUGAACUUUUAAUCCAGAGAUUUGAAAAUGUACUCAGUGGAUUAUCUUCAAGUGAAGGAAGGGUAACUAAUUGUCUUCAGAGCGGACAAGCAUUGAUAGCUGAAGGAAAUCCAGAGAGCCAAAGAAUCGCCAAGAAAAUGGAAGAGACACAACAGUUGUGGGAUGACCUCAAAGAAUUAGCGCAUGCCAGGCAGGAGGCUCUUGCUGGAGCGAAACAAGUUCAUGUCUUUGAUCGAACAGCUGAUGAAACAAUUUGUUGGAUUCAAGAAAAAGAUUCUAGUCUUACAGCUGAAGGUUACGGGCAAGAUCUGGAGUCCAUUCAAGCUCUAGUUAGGAAGCAUGAAGUGUUCCAAACAGAUCUUGCUGCUGUAAAAGAACAGGUCGAAGCUGUUGUUGAAGAAGGUGGUAGGCUUUCUGGGUUGUUUCCAGAUGCCAGAGAGCAUAUUGAAGUGAAGCAUGAAGAAGUAACCGAUGCCUGGACUCAGCUUUAUGAAAAAACUGAACAAAGAAGAAUGAAUCUAGAGCAAGCUGAACAACUGCAAUCUUAUUUCGAUCUUUACCGUGAUCUUAUGGCAUGGAUCAGCGAAAUGAUUGCUAAAGUAACAUCGCCUGAAUUGGCUCAGGAUGUAGCUGGUGCUGAAGCACUUAUAUCACGACAUAUGGAGCAUAGAGCGGAAAUCAACAGUAGGGAAGAAGCAUUUAGUCAAUUUUAUACAACAGGCAAUGCCCUAAUUAAGCAGGGACAUUUCCUUGGAAAUGAUAUUCAAGAUAAGAUUCGGAUUCUUGAACAAAGAAAACAUCUCUUAAAUGAUACUUGGGAAAAACGGAAAGUUAUUUAUGAUCUGAGUUUAGAUACACGGAUAUUUAUGAGGGAAGCAAAUCUAUUAGAAAAUUGGAUAAUUUCUCGAGAGCCUGUUCUUCAUGAUGAAAAGCUUGGAGAAUCAAUCUCUCAGGUUGAAGAAUUGAUCCGAAGACAUGAAGAUUUUGAGAAAACUAUUGAGGCACAUGCAGAGAAAUUUAGUGCCAUUAAAAGGAUAACUUUACUUGAACAGGCCUUCUUGAAGCAACAGGAAGCAGAAGCUUCAGCAAGGCAAGCAGAAAUUGAAAGAAUUGAACGAGAAAGGUCUGAAGCUAGGAAGCGAAGAGAGGUUCAGAGAAUGACUCAGGAAAGGAAAAAAGAAGAUGAAAGGAGACGUCAAGAAAUCAAUGGUGGUCCUGAAUUACUGGAUAAUAAGAAUACAUCUCCUUCUGGAAGAUUCUUAUUAGCUGAAAAGUUUGCUGAGGAAACUGAGAGAAAACCAUCAAUAAAUCAGGAAACUUCUGACCUCUCAGAAACAGAUUCUGCCUUCCCUAUUACCAAAUCUCAGUCAACAAUUUUACCCAGAUUGAAUGCUCAGGAGUCUCCCAUUCCCCUUCAGAAGUCUGGUAGUAUUUCUACUUUAUUUGGUGAUAGACUACGAAAAGCUGGUGAUGUGAAGCGAGCUGAAAGUAUGAAAGCAGAUCUUAAAAAGCCAAAGAGGACGCCAUCAUUCACCACACGUAGGAGGACCCAGAGUUUUAGAAAAUUGCAAAAAUUCCGAGGAGAUGAGUUAGAUCAACUGCCACCUGUGGAAAUUCAAGGAAUUCUUGAUAGGAAACAUGAACUUCAAAGUGGUGGGAAGAAAGCUGCUCUCCGUUCUUGGAAAACUUUCUACACAGUUCUUUGCGGGCAGCUUCUUUGCUUCUUUAAAGAUCAAGACGAUUUUGUUGCAAGUAAGGCUGCCACCUCUCCAAUCAUAAUAUUCAAUGCCAAAUGUGAAAAAGCGGAAGAUUAUACAAAAAGGAAACAUGUUUUUAGGCUUUGUACUACAGAUGGAUCAGAGUUUUUAUUUUUGGCUCCUAAUGGAGAAGAAAUGGAAGAUUGGGUUAAUAAAAUUACAUUCCAUGCUCAGCUUCCUCCUAGUUUACAAUUGAUGAGUUAUGAUGAAAACCAAAAGGGUUCACCAUCAGGAGAUAGACUGGCUCCAGUUGGGCCUGAGGAGAGUUCAGACUCGAGCCGUGGGUCCACUCCUGAAGUAACCAGAAGAGGGAAACCACCAAUUCCACCAAGGGGUGCCCCUCCACCAAUACCUAUCAGAUCAUCCACUGAAAUAUCCGGAAUAUCCGUGAGACCUGUUUCAUCAUACCAACCAAAUACCCCUAUUAGUCCUAAUGGUAAUCCUAACCCUGAAUGGAGAAACUCGACUCCUGCUAAUUUAGAUUAUCCUGCCACUGAAGUUCCUCCACCAUUACCUUCCUCUGCACCUCCCAAUAGGCCGGUAGUUAAUGCAGCUCCAGCUCGUGAACCUUGGCCAACAGAUGCCACCUCCUUUCGACAUGGAACAAUUUAUGGAAAUUUACCUCCGAAGCAGAAUCCUGCCUUCACAAACAGUAACAGCAAUCGUUCGGGAACAUUGCCGCCCACGACAGGAGGAACUACAAGUGAGGCAAGGCGACCUAGUGAAAGCUCUAGUGAGAAUGAACAACAGACAAAAGAUACAAGAAAAGAUAAAAGACAGAAUGUCCUUUCUUCGUUUUUCCGGAAGAAGAAAGGGACUCAUACAUGA
This is a messenger RNA of Nezara viridula (southern green stink bug), 11970 nucleotides long. Lineage: Eukaryota; Metazoa; Arthropoda; Insecta; Hemiptera; Pentatomidae. The record is from the annotation of a GenBank genome assembly.